Messenger RNA from Arachis stenosperma, 2904 nucleotides. RefSeq lists its product as uncharacterized. Gene Ontology annotation, molecular function: catalytic activity. The record is from RefSeq and is a predicted model, not a curated record. Lineage: Eukaryota; Viridiplantae; Streptophyta; Magnoliopsida; Fabales; Fabaceae. The transcript has 5 exons. Bases 1 to 2904 code for a protein of 967 amino acids.
AUGAAACUGCUCUCGUGGAAUUGUCGGGGUUUGGGGAGACCCCUGACAAUCCACAAUCUUAAAGGGAUUUGCAAAUCAUACUCUCCCGAAGUUGGUUUUAUGUGUGAAACAAAAAAUCAAUCUCGACAAGUUGAAGGAAAACUAAGAUCUUGUGGUUUCAAGGAAUGGUUUAUUGUAGAUCCGGAUGGAUUAUCAGGGGGUUUGGCAAUGGCAUGGAGGGAUGGUGUUUAUCUCAGUUCAAAUGAUCAACAUAGAAUGGCUCAAUUUGCUGAAUUAACUUCAGUCACCCAACAGUUCGAUGGUAAGGUUGUGUUAAUGGGGGAUUUUAAUGCCAUUUCUAAUCAAUUGGAGAAAGAAGGUGGGGGUGCUAAAUCUCCUUCUUCUAUUGAAACCUUUAAUAGUUUUAUUGAUGAUAAUUCCCUGAUUGAUAUUGGUAUGGUCGGAAGACCAUUCACUUGGUCAAAUAGACGGAGGGGUGAUGAGUUGAUACAGGAAAGACUGGACCGAUUCCUGAUUGUUAGAGAGGUUUGGCAUGAACAGAUUGAUGGUUUAGCCAUGUAUAUCCUAGCUCAAAAAAUAAAGCGUUGUCGGCAUAAGAUUGUCAAAUGGCAGCAAGAACACAAAUCUAAUUCGAAGGUGGAGAUUGAUUUACUACAGUCGGAAUUAGAGGAACUUCGUUUAGCAGGAAUUCAUGGAGGCGACAUCAUUUCAGAAAUAGAGGACAAACUUGAAAAAGCAUUGCAAAAUGAGGAAUCUUAUUGGAAAGAUAAGUCUAGAGUCAAAUGGCUCAAAUCUGGUGAUCAGAAUACAGCUUUCUUCCAUCAGAAAUUUAGAAAUCGAACCCAAAGGAAUAGAAUUUGGCAACUAACUGGUAAUGAUGGUGAAGUGGCUAUUUCAAAUGCUGGUAUUGCUUCUGUGGCUGAAUCUUAUUUCAAGGACAUCUUUUCCUCCACUUGUCAUGAGAACCCUGAACCUCUAUUGACUCAUUUUGAACCUAAGGUUACAGCUCACAUGAAUCGUAGGCUUCAAAGACCAGUGACUAUGGACGAAGUGAAACGCGCAACAUUUAGCAUUCAUCCUCAAAGUGCUCCAGGAGAUGAUGGUAUGACAGCAAAAUUUUUUCAAAGCUUCUGGAACAUACUUAGUGGUGAUGUGUUUCGAGCAGUUAAGAGCUUCUUUUCUAGGGGCAGAAUCUUGAAGGGUUUUAACCACACUCAGAUUUGUCUUAUUCCCAAGAUUUCUGAUGCUAAAGAUAUGACUCAGGUAAGACCAAUAAGCCUAUCUUCAGUCUUUUACAAGAUUAUCUCCAAAGUAUUUGUACAUAGGCUUCAGAGUAUGAUGAGUAGACUAAUUAGCCCUACGCAGAGUGCUUUUAUUAAAGGCAGAUUAAUCUCUGAUAAUAUCCUAAUUGCUCACGAGUGUAUGCAUUACUUGAAGAACAAAAAAAGGGGUCUCGAAAAUGAAAUGGCGCUAAAAUUAGAUAUGAGUAAGGCAUAUGAUAGGGUGGAAUGGCACUUUCUUUGGUUUAUAUUGGAGAAGUUUGGUUUUGACUCUCGAUGGAUCAUGUGGAUUCGAGAAUUAGUGACAACUGUUUCUUAUUCUGUUAUUGUGAAAGGACAACCUUAUGGUUUCUUCAAACCAAAUAGAGUCUCUAAAUCAAAAAAGGCUUCUUUUAGUAUGAUCAAAGAAAAGGUUCGGAAAAGAAUCCAAGGGUGGAAGCGCAAUCUUCUUUCGUCAGGUGGUAGACACGUAUUGCUUAAGGCAGUGGGAGAAGCUAUUCCUAUUUAUACAUUGUCUUGCUUCAAGUUGCCUGAUGGUUUAAUUUCGGAAAUUCACUCUCUACUUUCUCAGUUCUGGUGGGGACAAAAAGGUUCUGAAAGGAGGAUGGCUUGGAUUAGCUGGGACACUAUGACUCGCCCACGAAAAGAAGGAGGCCUUGGAUUUAAAGAUCUCAGAAUCCAAAAUCUGGCGCUUUUAGGCAAACAGUUUUGGCGACUUGUAACACAGCCUACUUCCUUAUUAUCCAAAAUCUUAAGAGGCCGAAAGAUUGUUGAAAAAGGUCUUAAUUGGGCUGUGGGUACUGGUGAGGAUAUCCGAACAUUUGAGGAUCCUUGGCUGCCUCCUCCGUAUCCUUUAAUGAUUUCUAACAUGCCAAAUAGACAGGCUAUUUUUGAGUUGUUUCCAAGAGUUAAAGAUCUAAUUACUGAAGAUAGAAAUUGGAAUCAGAAUCUCAUUCAAGAACUAUUUCCCCAAGACGUUGCAAACAGAAUUUUGUUAGUUAAAAUUCAGCAGAGUAGGGACAAAUUGCAAUGGGAUUUGAACAAAUCCAAGCAAUAUGAUACAGCUUCAGGUUACAGAAUUGGCUAUUUAUUUUACCAUCCGCCUCUGGAGCUUUGUCCUAAUUAUAUGCAACAGAAAAAGUCGUGGAUUGAUCUAUGGAAGUUGAACUUGCCUCACAAAAUUAAGCUAUUUAUCUGGAAAGCUCUCCAUGGCCGACUUCCGGUGCUUGAUCAGAUUCAUCACCGCAUCCCAUCUAUAUCACCAAUAUGCCCUUGCUGUCAUGAAGCAACGGAAACAGUCACUCAUUGUUUGAUCGAUUGCUCUAGAAUUAAAGACGUAUGGUCUCAGAGUUAUCUUCGUGACUGUCUUCCCCCUCAGAGUUCUAACGACUUUUGGACAUGGUGGACUGCAUCAACAGAGAUACUUAACCCGUUGAAGAAUGCUGACCGUAAUCCUCAAUUGCUUGCCAUCAUUUGCUGGAACUACUGGAAAGCUCGCAACCAGUUGAUUUUUGAAGGUUCUACUUCUAUGCCGUCUGCCAUUCUAGCAAGCUCUGUCAAGUUGCUCCGUGAAAUCCAAAGAACUCCUAGUUUAGGUCGUCAUCUCCAUGAGACAAGCUCUUAG